Centropristis striata (black sea bass) is the source of this 1759-nucleotide messenger RNA. RefSeq names its product potassium voltage-gated channel modifier subfamily V member 1 (gene kcnv1). Lineage: Eukaryota; Metazoa; Chordata; Actinopteri; Perciformes; Serranidae. Bases 251 to 1759 code for a protein of 502 amino acids. Gene Ontology annotation, molecular function: protein binding; voltage-gated potassium channel activity. Gene Ontology annotation, cellular component: voltage-gated potassium channel complex; membrane. The transcript has 4 exons. Gene Ontology annotation, biological process: protein homooligomerization; potassium ion transmembrane transport. The record is from RefSeq and is a predicted model, not a curated record.
CUGGAGCUGCUUCCUCCUCCUCCGUCUCUCUCUCUAUCUCUAUUUUUCUCUCUGUCUGUCUGAACUUCUUGCAUUUUUACAGCAUGUGCAACUCUGAUUUCCAUUGUUGUUGUCAUGUGAUUAUUUACAGAAACAUUUAAUUUGCACUGGAUUUUUUCUUUGCAUAAGAUUUUUUUCCCCCCAUGAAAGCGUGAAGCUUUCAAUAGACAGAGAUCCUCUUCAGUCAGACCAGCCCCCCUCCCCCUCCACCAUGAACUUCUCCUCCAGCCUGGUGGAGGGGGCGGAGCUGUACAGCGCCAGCUCCUCCCCGGUAUCUCUGGACUCCAGUGUGUUUUUCAGCGGGUCAACAUUGUCCUGCCUGGGAGACCCGCUCGACUUCUUCAUCAUCAACGUUGGAGGAAGUCGCUAUGUGCUGUCGCAGGAGCUGCUGGCGUCCUACCCGGAGACCCGGCUGGGGAAACUGGCCAGCUGUGGCCGAGACUCGGCGCUGGAGCUCUGCGAUGAUGCCGACUUCCUGGAAAACGAGUUCUUUUUCGACCGAAACUCACAGACCUUCCAGUAUGUGAUGAACUACUACAGGACGGGUCACCUGCACGUGAGGGAGGAGCUGUGUGAGAUCUCCUUCCUGCAGGAGAUCGAGUACUGGGGCAUCGACGAGCUUCGCAUCAACCCCUGCUGCCGCGAGCGCUACUACCGCCGCAAGGAGCAGAAGGAGACCCUCGACGUGCAGCCGGAGUUUGAGCCCGAGGAUGCCGAAGAGGACUUUGUGGGUGCCGCCUGUCCGGAUCUCCGUCGCCGCCUGUGGGACCUGCUGGAGAAACCCGACUCGUCCCUCGCCGCCCGCACCUUCGGCUCGCUCUCCAUCUUCUUCGUGGUGGUGUCGGUCGUCAACAUGGUGCUCAUCUCGCUGGACUUGGGGGAGGACUUCGGCGUGCAGGACGUCGGCGUCGGUGCACCUCUGCUCUUCGACGCCCUGGAGUACGUGUGCGUGGUGUGGUUCACCGGCGAGCUGGCUCUCCGGUUCGUCUGCGUGAGAGACAAGUGUCGCUUCAGCCGAAGGAUUCCCAACGUGAUCGACCUGCUGGCCAUCCUGCCGUUCUACGUGACGCUGGCGGUGGAGAGCCUCCACGGAGGAUCCACGGAGCUGGAGAACAUGGGCCGCGUGGUGCAGGUCCUCCGACUCCUCCGCUCGCUCCGCAUGCUGAAGCUGGGACGACACUCGACAGGCCUGCGGUCUCUGGGUCUGACCAUCGCUCAGUGCUACGAGGAGGUCGGCCUCCUGCUCCUCUUCCUCGGCGUGGGCAUCUCCAUCUUCUCCACGGUGGUCUUCACGCUGGAGCACGACCUGCCCGCCACCACCUUCACCAGCGUGCCGGCGGCCUGGUGGUGGGCCACCACCUCCAUGACCACGGUGGGCUACGGGGACGUGCGUCCCGACACGGCGGCGGGGAAGCUGCUGGCCUUCCUCUGCAUCCUGUCGGGCAUCCUGAUCCUGGCGCUGCCCAUCGCCAUCAUCAACGAGCGCUUCUCCGCCUGCUACUUCACCAUGAAGGUGAAGGAGGCCGCCGCACGCCACGGAGACGUGCUGAGGAGGCUGGCGGCCCGCGGCUCGGUGGGCGGGGCCAGCCAGGGGGGAGGGGCCGGGGGGGGCGUGAACCUGAGGGACGCCUACGCCCGCAACAUCAUGGAGAUGUUGAGGCUUCAGGGCCGAGACAGGGGGAGCACCAGGAGCAGCGGGGGGGAGGAGCUGUGGUGGUAG